This is a messenger RNA of Jaminaea rosea, 2590 nucleotides long. RefSeq lists its product as hypothetical. The record is from RefSeq and is a predicted model, not a curated record. Gene Ontology annotation, molecular function: RNA polymerase II cis-regulatory region sequence-specific DNA binding; DNA-binding transcription factor activity, RNA polymerase II-specific. Lineage: Eukaryota; Fungi; Basidiomycota; Exobasidiomycetes; Microstromatales. Gene Ontology annotation, biological process: regulation of transcription by RNA polymerase II. The transcript has 2 exons. Bases 373 to 2331 code for a protein of 652 amino acids.
AUCGAACUGCUCGCUCUCUCGUCUCCGUCAUCGUCGUCACCACGCUUAACCCCACGCUCGCAUUCGCAGAGAUUUCAGGGUCCAGAAGCCAAGUCAAGCUUGUCCGCAACUGAGCUUGACGAGAGCAAGAAGACCGACUCCAUCAUCGUCCUUCUGCCAGGGCGCUCGCAUCUGCGUAGCCAGCGCCUCCUGGCGGCGUAACGACGACGGAUUAAUCAAACGCCCGCUCGCGCCUGUUGCACCGCCGCCAGCGACACUCUACCAGAUCGACGCCGACGACGACGUCAGAGGACAACGUCAUAGCUACAUCCGACCUUCCAUCUCACUGAGUAUUUCGCCCGCCGCCGCCGCAUUCGCCGCCCAAUCGUCAUCAUGGCUUCCGAGGUGAAGGCAAAGCAGCCCGCGCGUCCACCUGCUCGCCCUCAGCCGCAGGCCCACUCAUCAAGACACGCCCUCGAGCCCAAUCCAUUCGAGCAGUCCUUUUCAUCCAAGCCAGGCGACGGCUCGUCUGCUUCGCCAGAGACCGACGGAGCCAGCGAGGCCUCCAAGGGCAAAAAGAGCGUCAAGGCAGACUCGUCCAAAGCAUCCAAGGAUGCCGCUGGCAGCAAAACCUCUGCCGGCAACAAAGAUAGCCAAGCCGAUCCGUCAUCAUCGUCCAAGUCUGCCACAACUCCUGGCGGCGCGUCCACCGACGCCAAGGACGCAGGCGCAGCUACGCCGAGGAAGGGCCUCCUUCCGCCCGUAGCAUCACUCGCGUCGCCCUCUGUCGAAGGAGGCUCCCAUUACCCUUGGAGCGGCGGAGGCAUCGGGUCGCUUCGUUCAGGACCUCUGAGCCCUGCUAUGCUCACUGGCCCCCAGAGCUUCGACCCUGCCUCAUUCCGUACAGGCUUCACGCCUGACUUGUCCAAUUUCAAGACGGGCCUCACGCCCCUGGGCAGCGCCAACGGCUAUCCUCUACCCUCGCCUGGCACGUCGGCUUUCCUCGCCAUGGUCAACCAAGGCGGGUCUACUAUCACGCCCAACACCUUCAAUGCCAUCACCAACAGCUUCGGAGGUGCAGGGGCAAGUGGUGGUGAUAGCAAGCACACGCGCGAUGGCAGUGGGCCAUCAUCAGAUGGUGACUUUGAUCUCGCCUUUGGCAAGAACUUGGCCAAUCGCCAUGCGCCUCAGAGCGGGAUACGCUCGUCAGCUGCAGACGAUGCCGGUGUCAAGGACGGCAAUGAGGACAACCAUGUCAGCCCAAGCAUGAUUCACCAGCAGCAGCAGCAGCAGCCUCCUCAGGCUCCGCCGCAGGGCGCACAAGGAGGCAAGCAACCGAAUGGCCAGCCCACGUCUACGCAAGCUGCAUCAGGCUUGUUCCUCCUCAGCCAAGCUCACCAGGAACUCUCCAAACGCGACGAGGCUGCAGCCUCGCACGGCCAUCCCGUUGGCCCGGGUACGGUGCCGCCUGGUAUGAUGGCGCACCCCAAUGGUAUGCCGAUGCAUGCGCCGAAUCCCAACGCUCACUACAAUACCAACGCCAGCAACAUGCACAACGGUCCGACUCCGCCUCAGCAGCAGCAGCCCGCCGGCAAGAGCGCGCCCAAGCGAAAGAAGAGCUUGGGCGGCCAGUCAGAGAAUGUAGACGGCAACGGAGGUGGUACGAGCACAGGGAAGAAAGGCGGUGUCAAGAAGGCAAAAGCUCUCAAGAAGGAGAGCAGCGCUGCCCCCUCCGCGAGCGUGGACGAGGACCAAGACGAGCUGUCCGGAAGCGAGAACGGAGGGCCCAACGGCGGGGCUGAUGGCUCAGGUGCGGGCGGUAGUGGCGGGGACGACGACGAGGAGAAGCGCAAGAAUUUCCUCGAGCGCAACCGCCAAGCUGCCCUCAAGUGUCGUCAACGCAAGAAAGCCUGGCUGCAAGACUUGCAGGCCAAGGUAGCCUUCUUUGAAUCCGAGAAUGGCAAUCUCCAGGGAACAAUUGGGGCGCUGCGCAAUGAGGUUAUGUUCUUGAAGCAGCAGUUGAUGCAUACGCAGCAGCAUAUGCAGGCAAAGGGCAUUCAGAUGCCUGGGCCUAUGCCGCCGCCAGCAGGUCAGCAGGGACCUCAUGAUGGGCCUGGCGGGCCGCAAGCCGGUGGAGGGAUGAUGCCACCUAACUUUGUACCGCCUGGCAUGCACCCUGGGCAACAACAUCCUCAUCAUCAUCAUCAUCAGCAGCAACAGCAGCAGCAGCAGCAGCAACAAGGCCCACCUCCGGGACAGGGCUACGGUGUACCUAUGCCGGGCGCACAAGACGUAGCGCCCAAUGAGCGAGCCUUUUCGCCAGCAGCGGGGCCAAAGGCCCAGGCAGCUUGAUCCGGGCCUAGGGUCCACAGCACGAUCAACUCGAGCACGAACAUCCCUUUUCCGUUUUACCCAGUCUCAUUCAGUGGACUCUCCCUCUUCUCUUCUUUUCUCCCCUCCCUCUCCGUGGCCUCCUCGAAAUCUCUGUUGUCUCCCCCGACUCUUUACCUAUCCUUGUACGCAAGCCCAGUCCCAGCUCGUCGCGGCGAUCUCCCUAUCUGUUUACCCAGGCCACCACACCAUGUUGUAAUACACGCAUUCAUCAACGCAC